UAGGUUUAGUUGGCCGCCAGGAAGGGAAAAUUUCUAGGGUUUCAGCUUCGUCUCUCUCUGACCGCCGAAAAUGACAAAGAGAACCAAGAAGGCGGGUAUUGUUGGGAAGUAUGGUACCCGCUAUGGUGCCAGUCUGCGGAAGCAGAUCAAGAAGAUGGAGGUCAGUCAGCAUAGCAAGUAUUUCUGCGAGUUCUGUGGAAAGUAUGCAGUGAAGAGGAAGGCUGUUGGAAUCUGGGGAUGCAAAGACUGUGGCAAAGUGAAAGCUGGAGGUGCAUACACAUUGAACACUGCAAGUGCCGUGACCGUUAGGAGCACCAUCCGAAGGCUGAGGGAGCAGACUGAGAGUUAAUCUUAGUGUUAUGGUUUGUGUUCUUUUUAAUAUAUCGAACUUACUGUAAUGGCAACCAAACAAGAUGUCUUAUGGAGAUUUGGAUUUUUUAUGUUUUUGAUCUAUUGAAAGUUGAAACAGUUUUGGCAUUAAGUUGACUACCUUGUUUAUGCUUGUAAUCUUAUUUUUGUUCGCAAAAGACCAAAAUAAUUGCUACAGUUUAUC
Rubroshorea leprosula is the source of this 553-nucleotide messenger RNA. NCBI's taxonomy places the organism in Eukaryota, Viridiplantae, Streptophyta, Magnoliopsida, Malvales, Dipterocarpaceae. The record is from the annotation of a GenBank genome assembly.